Molecule: messenger RNA, 8345 nt
Organism: Pygocentrus nattereri (red-bellied piranha)
Lineage: Eukaryota; Metazoa; Chordata; Actinopteri; Characiformes; Serrasalmidae
Product: NACHT, LRR and PYD domains-containing protein 12-like
Exons: 8
Coding region: 4708-8022 (1104 amino acids)
Molecular function (GO): protein binding
Source: RefSeq, a predicted model, not a curated record
GCAUCCCCUCUGCGUCCGUCUCCGAAGCUCUUCGGGGAUGUUCGUUGUCCUGGUUGCCAUGCCGACCGGCCGCAGCGCGAUCAGCUGAUCCUGGAUGUAAACAAAGCGGCCAUGCAUCACCGCCGCGGACACGGAGAGUGAAUGCAGCGCUUUCACAGCGAAACACAGACGAAGACUCGCUCUACUCGCAUGUUUCGAGAGGGCACAGCUUCCCCAAGUUGCCUCGUCACAAUAAAUAAACCAUUAAAAAGGUGAAGAAAAGUUACGAGUAAAAACGAAACAACACGAACGGGAGCUGCUGUAACAGGCAGCAUGCACGUUCGCGCAUGCGCACUUCCGGAAGUGUAGUCUAAUGUGCUUUUCGGAGACAUGGCUACACCAGGACAUCCCAGAUGACCACGUUUCCAUCAAUGGCUUCCAGACUGUUUGGGCCGACCGGGGCUGCACUGAGAGCGGUAAGCGCAGAGGAGGUGGGUCACAUUACCAUCCAGGAACGUACCUGUUGCCCGGACACUGAGCUGUUGGCUGUCGGACUCAGGCCAUAUUAUUUACCACGCGAGUGCUCUGUGGUCAGAAUCUGACCACUGAUGAAGAGCUGGAGGAUGUCUAGCAAACUGUGCAUCAACAGAAGAGCUACAGUCUAUAAUUGAUGACUAGCAAGGUAGAGCAACAAGGUAAGUGUCUAAUAAAGUGGAAUACAUAGUGUGCGAAACCAGACAAAGCAGCUGGGCUUGAUACACUGUUACUGCCACCACACACUAGUAACCCAAAUAAUAUUCAUUGGUUGGUGUACCCAAUAAAUUGCAAUUGAAAGGUGUGUUUUAAGUAAUACACAAAUUUACAUGUGCUAAUACUUGUUUGUUUUAUGGGUCUUCUUGAGCUGUUUAUUGGAUUGACAGAUAGAUGUCUUGAGAACAGGUUUCACAAUAACCUUUGCAUUUAUGUUACACAGUUCAUUUACGGCAUUUGGCUGACGCUCUUAUCCAGAGCGACAUACAAUUUGAUCAUUUUACACAAGUAGGCGAAUGCAGCGUUAGGAGUCUUGCCCAAGGACUCUUAUUGGUUUAGUGUAGGGUGUUUAGCCAAGUGGGGGAUUGAACCCCAGUCCACAGCAUAGAAGACAGAGGUGUUAACCACUACACUAACCAACCACACAGUUCAAACGCAAAUUUUUCUAUAGCGUUCACUCAGUGGUUAUACUUGCCAAAUGAGGAAAACCAAGAGGAAUUAUUGAAGGGUUUCAUUUCAAAAUGCACUGAAGAUCACUUAGAAAUGAUAUGACGUAUUUUGAGAGGAGUGAGCUUUACACAUAUGAGAAAUAUCAGUGGCAAUGUGUUUCUCAUUAUACGUCAACUGUGAUUCUUUUCCCAAACUUUUUUAUAUUCAAAAUUGUUGCAAAUGGAUUUACAGCAAUUCGGAAUGACACUCUAAAGCAGGGCUUCUUUGCCUGGAGGUCAGAACCCCCUUGGUCCCAGAGUGAUUGUGAGAGUGGUGCUGCAUGACAUAUACCUUAUCAAACACAGAGAAAAGUGUUUUGAUGAGUGCACUGCUGAAUGGCGCCACCUGCAGGCCAUGGAAUAUAGUCAAUUAUGAAUUUCUUUUGGGUGAGCUUGUUACGGGGGUGGUCUUUAUUGACCACUAUACUUUAAGAAAUGAUUUAAUGGCAGCCAAAAUAAUAAAUAAUAAUAAAAUGUAUACUAGUGUUGUGGUUUGGGGAAACCAGAUGGCCAAGGUUAAGAAACCCUAGAGGACAUCCAAUUUUAAACAAGCCUAAUGAUCAUUUCCUUGUUUCAUUCUUUCCUUGCAUGCACUAUUGAGAGAGUUAUGUCAGGGUCUCUCUUUGCACUUGGUGGGCUACAAGUGGUCUCUACCCCUCCCUCAUAGGAUGGAUUUCUGUGUGUGACAAAAUGUUCUGUUUUUGUGGGAUCCUCAACAUGUGAGUACAAUGUGGCUGUUUUUUACAUUCACAUUCAUGCAAAUCUGAUUGAAUGAAAUAACAUGAAAAUAUUCAUUAACACUUGGCAACACAACCCCUUUAGGUAGUUAACUGUAAUAACAAUGCUUAUUCAAUCUGUAUACAGUUGUGAGAAGAAAAUUGUAUAUCCUUAGAAAUUAUCCAGCGUUUUUCGUAUGCAAGAUUAUAUUUAUCUACAUCAUAUACACAACAUUUAGCAAAAAUAUUUACAUUUAUCUUAUAUUUAAAUGGUUGUGAUAAAAAAACAAAACAGAAGUUAUUUUUAACACAACAAUGUGAGACCACAGGCACUGUGCUCAGAUUUUAACACUCAUCUUUUCAUUUACUCCACUUGUUCUUGACAGAACAUACUAAUUGCAAAAGAAAACAUUAACAUGAUUGAGUAGUUUUACCAUGUUACAAUACAGAAAAAUAGGGGACAUCCCUCUUUUUACGGUACAAAAAAGAACAUCUCACAGACGAACCUCUUGCCCCAAAAAGUGUAAGAAGUUCUCCACAAAUUUAAUGCAAAAAAUUGUUAUUAAGUACAGUAUUUAAAAAAAAAAUACUGAGGCCUUUGUCAAUUUAUGCCUUAGAAGACUCCACUGCAUUACAUUAUGCUAAGGAACAAAACGCCAUUAACAGUAAAACGCAAAAAACAUCCAAAAUGUAUUAUAAUUAUUAUUAUUAAAAACCCAAGCCAAAUCAGCUUUAGCUGGCUUUCAAUAGGGCCAGCCUUAGCACCUCAUCUGAGAGGGAAAGAGAGUCCACGGGUACCGCUCAGCAGAUCUGGUCACUAGAUCAAACACAAGGUCUGCUCAAAUGGCCUUGCUGCAGGACCAGACACAGUGGCCAGAAGGCAGGCAGGGCAUCUGCAGGCAUGGGGGCUUCAAUUUAAGACUUUUUGAGACUGUUUUUUAAUGCCGCUCAGAGACAACAUUAGAAUCACUUCUGUAAAAACGAAACGGCAAAAACACCAUCUCCCCAAUAUUACUCUUACAGGCUUUACCUAUAUCCUCUGACAAGCCAAUAUUUCAAACAAACAUAAAUUAACGGUUUUGCACAAACAAAAAUGUCCAUGCAUUUGAAAUAGGAAUGAAUGAAAUCACUUUUUUCCGCAGUUUUCUCAUAAUCAUGAUGUCUCUGAGUUCAGCACCACCACUCCUGCGUCAGUUACACCUAAAGGUCCUUUGCUGUCAUAUGGAGGUUUUGCUUUGCCUUUUUGGCCAGCAUAAGCGUAGUUCUGGGAGAUUUCAUGGUCUUCCAAAUAUCAACUUAGGACACCCUAACACAUCAACGGAACUGCAGUACCCCCCAUGCAUCCAAGGACAUUAAAGUAAUGUUUAUUCUAAUUCUCAAUUAAAUAUUUUAAACUUAUACUUACUUGAAGUGUCCGGGCGAAAUGGAAUUCACGAUGCAGGUACCUAUAAAAGAGAAAAGACAUUAUUCAGUUAUGCCGGCUGAAUUAUGCUGUUUAUAUGCCGCGUGUGCACAUGUAUACACAAUAAAAAAUGACCAUACUGUUGCACUGUUGCUGUUAUAAGGUGUAAAGGAUGUGCCACAGAAUACUGACUUGGAGAGCUGUAGAAUCUUGCGCAUGUUCAUUUGUGGAGAGAAUGAUCUUACUUUUGAACUGUUAGCAGUGAAGUCGACUUCAUUUUCUCAGAAUUGCUCGAACCUGUAAUACGAAUCCUUCUUUCACUGUUUCCUAAGGCCUUGGUGGAUAGAUUUUCCGUGAGAGUAAUGCCCCAGUUACAACUGUGGACCGUUAAGUGUUUUCUCAGAAAUGACUAGAUGAAUAGAUCCCAGCAGAAGUGUUAGAAACCACAACAAGCAUCAUCCCGUAAACUGUUUUUUCUUUUCUGCAGAGAAUAUGUGUUCUUUUUUUCAUGUAAUUGUGCAAUAGACGCAAUGCAAUUCAUUGAAAAAUAAAGUGUCCGACUUAUUCAUUAUUAUUAGAGCUCUACACCAGAUUUUCUGUAAAGCUGAUUCAUCAAUCCCUACUCUAACGCUGAGCUGAAAUGGGGAGGCCUUUAAAAAGUCACCUCCUAGAACAGAAAUGAACUCACUCCUUUGCUGUGUGCACUUUUUCAGUGCCAUAAAGCAGAAUCUGCAGUUUGUGUUGUUACUUUAUUUAGUUGUGUAUGACACUGUAGAGCUUGUUCUGUUUCACACCUUUUCCUGUGAUAUAUUUCACACAGAGUGCUGCUUCCUGUGUCUCAGUCUCUGUGUCAUAUCAGAUCUACGCUGAAGUCUGGUCUCUACAGUAUCUCUGUUGGCAGCUCAGAAGAUUUUAAAUGCCGUUAAACAGUCAGUUCUAUCUAAAAUAGAGUAUUCUGUCUGAAUAAAUUAUAGGCCUCCUGAAACACAGGACUAAAGUCAAUGGAGUGAUAAGGUAACUACUGAUAGCAGGUAAGAGCAUUUAAUAGAUUUCUUCUAAAACAAUUCCUUGGAGUAUUUUUUAUGGAUAUCAUCAUUUUUAGAUAUUUUCUUGCUUUGUAUAAAGUGAAACAUGCAUUCAGUUUUAUGCAAAAAAUAAUUAAAUAUCUAGUAUACUCUUUAAAAAAUGCAUUGCUAAUGUAAUGUGCUCACGUCCAGCCACACAUAGGUCUAAAGUCAGUAUGUCCAAUGCCAAUUGUUGGCUAGAAGGGUGUAAAGGGAGUGUGUAAAGUGAAACUGUAUUUUCUAAUGCUCUUUUUCAUGGAGCUACAAAUGGGUUUAUUUUUUACUUGUUUGAAGCAAAGUUUCUUUAAAUGUAUAAAAACCCUCCAUUUCACCUGACCCCAUUAAACUUUUUCAUUUUUCAUCGCCAGUGUUGCGAGAUGUCAAACAUUGCAGAAGUUUUGCUGAAUACUCUUCAGAACCUGUUGGAAAAGGACCUGGAAUUAUUCCAAUGGCAUCUGAUCAAUGGUCUGGAUAGUUUAACCUGCAUCCCAAAGUGCCUGCUGGAGAAGGCAGAUAGACAUGACACUGUAGAUCAGAUCGUGCAAAGAUAUGGACACAAUGGAGCUGUAGAGAUCACACUGACCAUCCUGAAGAAGAUGAACCAAAACCAAGUGGCUGAGGAACUGAUGACUGAGCUGAGAAAGGGUAGAGACAGAUGUGAAGAGAUACCUGGAAAACGUUCCGCAGUGUCCUCCACUGCAGUUCAGACUGGAGACUCAGAUGCUCUCGCUACAGGAGAACACCUUGACACCAAAAUGAUACUGAAAAAGCAAUACAAGACCAAUUUUAUUAACUUGUAUGAAGGAACUUCACUGGAAGGUGAUUAUGUGCCUUUAGAAGACAUUUAUACUGAACUCUACGUGAUUGAAGGCUGCACAGGAGGAGUGAACACUGAGCAUGAAGUGAGACAGAUAGAGGGUUUUUAUCCCAAAAUAGAAGAAAAACCAAUCAAGUUCAGUGACAUUUUCAAGGUACAGUCCAAUCAAAAUGUGCUUGGUACUAAAGUACUUACAUUGGGAAUAGCAGGAGUGGGAAAAACAGCCUCUGUACACAAGUUUAUUCUUGACUGGGCUGAAGACAAAUGCAACCAGGAUUUAGAUUUCAUUCUGUUUCUUCCCUUUCGGGAGCUAAACUUGAUCAAAGAUGAAAUGUACACCCUCACAGAACUUUUAUUUUAUGUUCAUCAUGAUCUCCAAGAUAGUAACAUAAUGGAGAUAUUAAAUGUUAAUUAUAGCACUGUUUUCAUAUUAGAUGGACUGGAUGAAAGUAAAAUAUGUCUGGAUUUUAAUCAAAAGAAACCAUCUAGAGUGCAAGAGAAGACCACUGUUGAUAAACUAAUAACAUAUCUCAUCAAAGGAGAGCUGCUUCCCUCUGCUCUCAUCUGGAUAACCUCCCGACCUGCAGCAGCCAAACAGAUUCCACGCAAGUACUUUAGGCGUGUUACAGAAAUACGUGGAUUUAAUGACCCACAGAAGGAGGAGUACUUCAGAAAGAGAAUCAAAGACCACGAUAAAGCCAGCAGAAUUAUUUCACACAUAAAGACAGCAAGAAGUCUUCAUAUCUUGUGUCACAUUCCAGUCUUUUGCCGGAUCUCAGCCACUGUGCUUCAGGAAAUGUUGAAGGAGGGCAGAAAUUUAAAAAAUGCCCCUAGAACUCUUACUGAAAUGUACACCCGUUUCCUGCUGUUUCACACAAGUCAAAAGAAUGAUAAAUACAGCGCAAUGCAGAACAAGAACAGCACAGUUUCAUCAUCUGAGAGACUAGGAAUAGAGGGCAUUCUGAAGCUUGGAAACUUAGCCUUUCUUCAGUUAGAAAAGGGACAGCUCAUAUUCUAUGAGAAGGAUCUGAAAGAAUGUGACAUUGAUGUUGAUGAAGCUGUAGUGUACUCUGGAGUUUGUACACAAAUCUUUAAAAAGGAUGAGAAGAUCUUCAGCUUUGUCCAUUUGAGUUUCCAGGAGUUUCUUGCUGCCGUCUUUGUGUUCCUCACAUUCAAAGAUAAAGGUAACCCACUCCUUCAAACCACACUGGAGAAAAUAAAGUGGAAGUUCACACAUAAACUGGGUGAUCUCCUCAAGACAGCAGUGAAGAAGGCCAUUAAGAGUGAAAAUGGACACUUGGACCUUUUUCUCCGUUUCCUCCUCGGCCUCUCUCUGUGUUCCAACCAAAGACUUCUCAAGAGUCUACAGCCAGAAAUGGACGUCAAAGAAGAAAGUUUGGAGGGCACUGUAGACUACAUUAAAAGAAAGAUCAAGAAGAUAGGAUCCUCUGAAAAAAGCAUCAAUCUCUUUUACUGUCUGAGUGAACUAAAGGACAAUUCUCUCACAAGUGAAAUUCAGGAAUACCUGAACUCAGGAGAUCUCUCAAGACAGGAACUCUCAAAUACACAGUGGUCAACUCUGGUGUUUGUGUUGCUGAUGUCAGAGGAGUCUCAAGAGAAGUUUGAGUUGAAAAAAUACAAACCAUCAGAUGAAGGACUGUGGAGACUAUUGCGAGUGGUGAAAAACACAAGACAAGCUCUGUUGGAUCAUUGUAAUCUGAGUAAGGAUGGCUGUGAAACUCUCGCAUCAGUUCUGAGUUCAGAUUCAGCAUUGAGAGAGCUGGACCUCAGUAAUAAUGAACUGCAGGAUUCAGGAGUUGAGAAGCUCUCUGCUGGUCUCAAGAAUUCACACUGCCAACUUCAGAUACUCAGACUAGCUUUGUGUAGUCUUGGGAAAAAGACUUGUGAAUAUCUGGAAUCAGUUUUGAAACUGGAAAACUCCUUAAAAGAGCUGGACCUCAGUCACAAUGACCUGCAGGAUAUGGGAGUGGUGCUGCUCUCUGCUGGACUGAAGGAUUCACACUGUAAACUGCAAAUUCUCAGAUUAUCUGGUUGUAUGAUCACAGAGGAAGGUUGCUCUUCUCUGGCUUCAGCUCUGACAUCAAACCCCUCACACCUGAAUGAACUGGAUCUGACCUACAACCACCCAGGAGAGUCAGGAGUGAGGCUACUAUCUGCUAGACUGGAGGAUUCACACUGCGCACUCAACACACUUAGAGUGGAACAUGGAGGUAAGAUCAGAAUCAACCCGGGACCAAAGAAAUAUUCCUGUGAGCUCACUCUGGACCCAAACACAGCACACACACAUCUUUCUCUGUGUGAGCAGAACAGAAAGGUGGUAUGCGUGAGAGAGCAGCAGUCGUAUCCUGAUCAUCCAGAGAGAUUUGAUGAGUAUCAACAGGUUCUGUGUAGAGAGCGUCUGACUGGACUCUGCUACUGGGAGGCGGAGUGGAGCGGGUGGAAAGCUGCUAUAGCUCUGACAUAUAAAUCAAUCAUCAGGAAAGGAAGCAACAAUGACUGUGAUUUUGGAUGGAAUAACAAGUCCUGGAUUCUGUACUGCUUCUCUGAUAACACUUACUCUGUCUGUCACAACAGUGACAAAACUGAGAUUCUUGCCCCUUCCUCCAGCUCUAAGAGAGUAGGAGUGUAUGUGGACUGUCCAAGCGGGACUCUGUCCUUCUACAGCGUCUCUCCUGGCACACACACACUGAACCACCUACACACAUUCAACACCACAUUCACUGAACCGCUCUAUGUGGGAUUUAGACUUUAUGAUGCUGGCUCCUCGAUAAGUGUGUGUGUUUAGGAUAGAAUAACCUCCUGAGUUUUCUCUACACUGAUCAUGAAUAGAGGUGCUCACUUUCAAAACACUGGUUGCUGUGAUGUAUCAGGAGUGCGAGGUAGAGGCCCCUCGUCUCAGACGCUGGUGGGGGCUUGAAAGUGCAGUUCAUUCAUGAUAAUUGUGUGGUGUAUAUAUAUAUAUAUAUACACGUUAAGUGACUAUAAUUUAACUCCAACCAUCAGUCUUACACCUCUUGAGAGAAAUAUGUAUGAAAGUGCAUAAUCUUCACAUGUACAGUGUUUUUAAAAAAGAAACCUACAUUAUAUUACGCUAUAAUGCAGAGUCCA